AGCGGUGUAAAAUAGCACCGCUGGAACAUUUAGUACUCACGGUGGAAGAGGGCGGGCUUCCUCUCCGGCAGUGGCAGCGGCAGCGCGCGGCGCCCUUAAAGCGCUACGGGUGUACAUGUUGCACUUGCCGGCAAAAAUUUGUAUAAAGUUCCUUGCGGAUUAUUCAGUCAAGCGCAUGAGACAGACUGGAGACAUAUUGGGAAAUAUUGGUAUGUCUUGAGGAGAUGGCAAAAUUUGAGGGUGUGUGUCCAACUGCACAGUCUCCUAUUGCCCUCUUUGCCUCGCAGGGAUUAGACAUCACACCAAACAAAGACCAGGGAGUGUGCAAGAUUGUGAAGCGGCAUGGUACAGAGGGAGAGAAGCCUAUGAUUGGGGACAAGGUGCAUGUCCACUACACUGGAAAAUUGCUUAAUGGGAAGAAGUUUGACUCCAGUCAUGACCAUAAGGAACCUUUUGUCUUCAACGUUGGCAAAGGUCAGGUGAUCAAAGCAUGGGAUAUUGGUGUGCGCUCCAUGCAGAAAGGAGAAGUGUGCCUGCUGAUGUGUAAGCCAGAAUAUGCCUAUGGCUCUGUUGGUAGCCCCCCAAAGAUCCCUCCGAACUCUACACUAUUAUUUGAGGUGGAGCUGUUGAGCUUUAGAGGUGAGGAGCUUGCAGAGGAUGGCGGAAUCAUAAGAAGAAUAAAAGUCAAAGGUGAAGGCUACAACAAUCCCAAUGAUGGAGCCACAGUUCAUGUGCACUUGGAGGGAAAAUGUUGUGGCCGUUUGUUCGAUUCACGGGAUGUCACAUUCGUGGUGGGAGAAUCUGAAGACAUGGGUAUUCCUCUGGGUGUGGAUCGGGCCAUGGAGAAGAUGCAGAAAGGGGAAUGCUGUCUGUUAUACUUAAAACCCAAAUAUGGCUAUGGUAAAGAAGGAAAACCAGAAUUGGAAAUUGGACCAAACGCAGAACUUUUCUAUGAAGUGACGCUCAAAGAUUUUCAAAAGGCCAAAGAAUCCUGGGAAAUGGACUUGAGUGAGAAACUAGAGCAAGCAGUUUUAGUCAAACAGAAAGGAACCCAGUACUUCAAGGCUGGGCGAUACUACCAGGCUGUCAUUCAUUAUCAGCGAAUUGUAACAUGGCUUGAAAUGGAGUAUGGAGCUGGAAGGGAGCAACAGCAGGCCAUUCAGGCCUUCCUGCUUGUGGCCAAUUUAAACUUGGCUCUGUGUUACCUACGCUUGCGUGAAUACUCUCAAGCUGUGGAAAGCUGCAACAAGGUAGUAGAGCUGGACUCUAGGAAUGAGAAGGCGCUGUAUCGGCGUGGAGAGGCUCGCCUGUUGAAGAAUGAAUUCAGUCUGGCCCUUGCGGACUUCCGUCAAGUUCUGCAUGUCAAUCCGAGCAACCGUGCAGCCCGUUGCCGGAUUGCUGUGUGCCAACGCAAGAUACGUGAACACCAUGAGCGUGAUAAAAAGAUCUAUGCCAAUAUGUUCCAGAGGUUUGCUGAACAUGAUGCCAAGGUAAGCCUAUUAAAAAGGACUAAAGAAGAUUGUGGCAUGCUAGAUCAAAACUGCAAGCCUGGAAAAAGACCACGGAGGAGUCAGGACGGCCCCUAAUGGGUCCACAGCCCAUCCCACGAUACCUUCAAAUGCUAUGCAUUUGCAGGCUGGUUCUGACCUUAUGUAACUUGUGCAGAGUGCAGUACUGACACUCAUGGACAGCCCCUUUUCACGCAUCGUGGCAUGACUGCUAUCUCUCAGAACCCAAAAGACAAAGGCUUAGACAAGACUAGGUAUGAGAGCAAGGGUCACUGAGGAAGAUAUAAACUUGCAUUAAAAUGGCAUUCCAACAGACAAAAUACACACAUGACCACUGGUAUUCAACAUCUAACCUCCAUCACAUACAGUGAGACCCAAAAGUCUAAGAUCACACUGAAACACUGGGAUUUGUUUAAUAUCAAAUUCCAGAUUCCAUACUAUUUCUAUGUUCAUAUCUAAAUGAAAGCAAAUUUGUGAUGCUGAACAUGAACAUAACUUCUUUUCCUCAUCCUCAAUCUCUUCUUUGAAGCAUGUUCACAUGACACUGGUGAAUUUGAUCUAAAAUGGAUCAUAAGAUUGUGCACAAACUUGUAGUGUCCAGGCCAGCUUGAGAGAACGCUGUCAUUAAAGCAAAAUAGUGUCAUACAAAAUACUAAGAAACUAUGAAUUUCAUGUACUGUACAUAUUUAAAAGAUUUUACUUUUAACUCAAGCCGUUAUCAGUAAUAUCAUUUGAAAUGGAAAGAAUGCAAAAUAAAACCAUUUUCAUUAGUGCUCUCAGACUUUUGGACCCCACUGCAUAUCUGAGCCUUGCAAGGCAUUUGUAUAAUGUAAAGAUGUGAUGAUAAGAAUAAAAGUUGGUACUGUAUAACAUGUUUUCAAUAAUUUGGUAAAAUGUUUAGUGGCUUGGAAUGAUUUCAAUAUUAGUCUUGAAAUAGACAUUGUGGGGAGGUUUGUCAGCAUGUUUGUGUUUAGACAAAUAACUACAUUGGAUAGCUGGACUCCAAAAUACUGUACUGCCUGUCUAGCCAGCUUUAUUUUUCCUAAUCUGUUGACACAAAAUGCAUCCUUCCCUAUGGGAACAUGGACUAGUGACUAUCUGGCCAUCUUAAAAGGCCCUUUUUUUUUUGCACACUCCCUGUUGGAUGAAUAAAAUGUCAGAAAGUC
Messenger RNA from Hemibagrus wyckioides, 2674 nucleotides. It is a transcript of the gene fkbp5, whose product is annotated as FKBP prolyl isomerase 5. Gene Ontology annotation, molecular function: protein binding; peptidyl-prolyl cis-trans isomerase activity. Bases 225 to 1586 code for a protein of 453 amino acids. The transcript has 11 exons. The record is from RefSeq and is a predicted model, not a curated record. Lineage: Eukaryota; Metazoa; Chordata; Actinopteri; Siluriformes; Bagridae.